AAAGAUGAUGACAUUGAAGAGGGAGAUCUCCCUGAACACAAGAGGCCUCCAGCACCAAUAGAUUUCUCAAAAAUAGAUCCAGGCAAGCCUGAAAGCAUCCUGAAGCUGACAAAGAAGGGGAAGACUUUGAUGAUGUUUGUCACAGUGUCAGGAGAUCCAACAGAAAAGGAGACAGAAGAAAUCACCAGCCUGUGGCAGGGCAGCCUCUUCAACGCAAACUACGACGUGCAAAGGUUUAUUGUUGGCUCCAAUCGAGCCAUCUUCAUGCUGCGGGAUGGCGGCUAUGCCUGGGAGAUCAAAGACUUCCUGAUCAGUCAGGAAAGGUGUGCAGAUGUUACUCUGGAAGGUCAGGUUUAUCCUGGCAAAGGAGCAGACGGAAGUGAGAAAGUGAAAAACAAAACAAAACCUGAAAAAGCAAAGAAGAAAAAAGACACAGAGAAGAAAUCCAACGGCGUCAAAGAGGACAACCGAGCCACCAACCAGAGAGAGGAGCUAUGACAGCCACGGUGCCCAGACUGAAUUCUGCUCUGCUGCUCCUCGAAGGGAAUCUGCUGAUGAGUCCUGGCUUUUGGGGAGGAAGGAAGCAGAG
This is a messenger RNA of Zonotrichia albicollis (white-throated sparrow), 589 nucleotides long. The record is from RefSeq and is a predicted model, not a curated record. NCBI's taxonomy places the organism in Eukaryota, Metazoa, Chordata, Aves, Passeriformes, Passerellidae.